AUGCUUCAGGACCUGCAUACCAAAUGUAAAGAUGUGCGAGAUAAACGAAAACUGUCAAAACUAUAUCAGAAAAUAGAACGCUUUGCGUCUGCAUGGGAGCCAUUCUUCGAAGUCACUUCGAUCUUUGUGCAGGCACAUUCUGAGUUCGCGGGCAUCGCCUGGGGUGCCAUCUGUCUCAUGUUCCUGCUUGGAACGAAUUAUACCGUGCAUUUGGAGAAGCUCGUCACGCAAAGACGGGGGACAUGUGCAGUAUGGGUGGCUUAA
Molecule: messenger RNA, 264 nt
Organism: Aspergillus wentii DTO 134E9
Lineage: Eukaryota; Fungi; Ascomycota; Eurotiomycetes; Eurotiales; Aspergillaceae
Exons: 2
Coding region: 1-264 (87 amino acids)
Source: RefSeq, a predicted model, not a curated record